Vespa velutina is the source of this 8621-nucleotide messenger RNA. It is a transcript of the gene sog, whose product is annotated as dorsal-ventral patterning protein Sog. Gene Ontology annotation, biological process: multicellular organism development. Lineage: Eukaryota; Metazoa; Arthropoda; Insecta; Hymenoptera; Vespidae. The record is from RefSeq and is a predicted model, not a curated record. Gene Ontology annotation, molecular function: protein binding. The transcript is spliced from 11 exons. The coding region runs from base 1840 to 4782 and encodes 980 amino acids.
UUCAAAGAAGAAGGACAAAUUAUUAUUCUUUUUUUUUCUUUUUUUUUUUUUUUUUUAAUAUAGAACUUCUUAGGAGUGAAAUAAAAAAGAAGGAAAAAGUUUGCCGUAGAUUUCGAACUCUCUUUUCUAAAAAUCUUUUAGAUUCUUUAUACAAUAUCAAUAUAUACCACAAGUUAGUCACGGAGAGUUAUUUAUUGUUACUACGUAAACGAUAAACGGGUCAAAUCCUGGCGAUUUGCAUUCGCAACUUAACUCCUAAGCGUGACCUCAGUGUCGUGACAUUUUCCCAUUUGUAAUCUUCGUUCUUUGUAUGUAACUUAUUUACAUCUUAUACGUAGUUUAUUCUUAACAAAUACAUUACAUAUAUAUAUAUAUACACACAUAUAUAGAUAUAUGUAUAGGUAAAUUCGUUUUAGAUGGUUUUUGUUUUUCUUAUAAAACUAAAUCCUUUUCUUUCUUUUUUCUUUUUUUUUUUAAUCCUCUUUAUAUAACUAUUUAACGUUCAUAUCUUUUUUUUUUUUAUAAAAUAUAUAUCGUAUCGACGGUACGUAAUUUUAAAUUUUUCUCUCUUAUCGCGCCUAAUGUCACGUGACCCGAACGAUCGACGCGACGCCUAGCGGUAUGAAAAUGACUCCGAAGGCGGAUUUUUCUCGAAGAGAAAACAAAAAACGACGUAGUUCGAUGGAAGUCAUUGUCUCGGUUACCUCGUUGGAAUUUUAUUUAAGGUUACAUCAUGACCGAUAAAAAUAUUCAAACGGAAUCUCGAAAAAUGCGACGAGAUUUCGCAUGUCGGACUAAUGAAGAUGAUCACCGAGAAGAAUAUGUACUUUAUUCGAAGAAGGCACAAAGUUCUGGUAAAAAUUGGAUGGAAUUUUUGUGUUCCCGUCCGAUAAGCAAACAUAUAAAAAAUGAGAACGUAAAGAAGAAAUGAAAGAAAAAAAAGAAAAAAAGAAAGGAAAAGGCUACAAGAUGGACCGUAACAAUAAUUUGGGAAGAAGAAAUUUGUCAGGACUUUCGUACAUCGUUUUAACCAUUUUUUAAAUAAUAAGAAGGAUCCGAAAGUUCGAAGCAAUCUAUUGGAUUACCAAGCGUUAAAUAUCGGAGCCAAUUACUUCAACGUAUUUCGAAAGUAUACUUAAUACGUGAUUUUACGUAGAAUAAAUUAAGCAAGGCAUAGACACAUCGAACAUAGAUAUCAAGAGUGUGGCGGUUUAGUGCAGAAAGUUUUGUGCAGUGAACGGUCGUUAAUAGACCAGUGCAGCAGAGCGGCUCUGAGGAAGGGUAGAGGAGAGGAAGAGGAAGAGAGUUAAUAGUUAGAGCAAAAGAGACGGAAGAAGGCGCUAUAUGCGUUUAGGUACCGGCACGAGUGCCAGCUAAGAGAAAGAAAGAGAAAGAAAUAUACGAAGUGAGAAAGAGAAAAAGAGAAAGAGAGAGAGAGAGAGAGAGAGAGAGUUAGAAGCGGUUAAAGGGAGAAGAGACGGUAUAAAGAGAAAGAGGACUGAUCUUGUGCGUGUACGUGUACGUGUGUGUAAGCGCGUUUCCGCGCGCGUGCGCGCGCGCGUUUUGUGCGUGUGCGUGUUGAACUACACUAUCCUAUCUAUCUAUAUCUAUUUAUCUGUCUAUCUAUCUAUCUAUCUAUUUAUCUGGGUAUUUGUGUAUUUGUGUGUGUGUGUAUUUUGUUUCUCUGUGCGCGCUUGUGUGUAAGUUUUGUACUACAUAGUGGGAGUGACGAGUGUGAAGAAGAAGAAGAAGAAAAAGAAGAAGGAGGAGGAGGAGGAGGAAGAAGAGGAAAAGAAAAAAGGAGAGGUGCUUAGAAGACAUUUAAAAACAUCGAACGAGAUGCAUUUUCACGGUGGCCUAUUGUUGACGAUCUUUCUAAUCGUCCUUUCUUGUCCUUUGACACUUUGGGCACGAAGAGUCGCACCUUUGAUGGAGGACGAUUGGGCCAGGAGGCCCCAUCGAGCUGCCGAAUGCACCUUCGGAAAGCAGAUUCGAGAGUUGGGUUCUACCUGGUUCGCGGAUUUGGGACCACCGUUUGGAGUUAUGUACUGCAUCAAAUGCGAAUGCAUUCCGGUGCAAAAGAAACGACGUAUCAUCGCUAGGGUUCAAUGCCGCAACAUUAAGAAUGAAUGUCCGAAGCCCACCUGCGACGAACCAGUCUUACUUCCGGGAAGAUGCUGCAAAUCGUGUCCCGGUGAUUACAGUACCGACACGGUUCAGGAUCUACCAGCUCAAUUGACGUCGGAGGAAGAGGAACGAAGCUUAAAACAUUUCGGUACGCUGUUAACCGGAAAAACGUCCCAGGCAGUGCGCCGUGAGGACACAGUGCCAACAUCCAAUUAUAACAGCGCCUACAAUUACUUAGCAACCGGCCGUUUCACGUUCCACCGUAAGAAUUUGUAUUAUUCGUUCUACCUAUCAGCUGGGACACCAAGACCAAGGAGUAUACAAUUCAUCGAUGGUUCUGGUAGUAUUUUGGAAGAGCAAACGAUCGAUGCCGCAGGUGGUGUUUAUCAGAAUGCAACGGGGAAAGUGUGCGGUGUUUGGAGACGAGUACCAAGGGAUUAUAGAAAAUUAUUACGCGAAGAACGUCUGCAUGUCUCGUUCAUUUGGGAGCCAUGCGCCAGUUUGACAGGACAAUUGUCCCGCUAUCGAGCUCUAUCUACCGAACAAUUUACAUCCUUGCUGGAACCAACUAUGGGCGUUGACAGAUCGCUUAUGUCAGGUGCAGGUGGUACGGCAAUAGUGUCGGCUUCCUCGGCAUCGGCCCCAUCGAUUCAUGUUUCUUUAAUUUUCAACGGAGUUUUUCUACCAAAUGAUGUCUCCGAAGUGCCAAUAAUCGUACAACUCGAACACGUAGAAAAGGAUUAUGUUGUAUUGAGAGAGGAAAUAGUAAUUAAGAAGCCAUCGAACGAAUUGAACUUUGGCGAAGUCCGAAGCGCUUUAUCCGGAGCUGAUUUGCGUCUUUUGACGCGUGGAAAGUUAUCCAUCAGUAUAAUGUCCCGAAGAGAUCCCCAGGCUUUGAGAUUGUCCGGUAUGGUCGGUCCACGUGUCAGCUGUGACAUGUAUCAGACGUUGUUGAUAUCGGAGAGUCCCUCGAGAGCUUCGGGAUUGGCUUGGGCCUUUCUUGAUCGUACUGGUGCCCUGAGAUACGGCGUUAGAUUGAUAGGUUUGGAAGAGGAAAGUCCAUUGGUAACAUUAGUCGACGAGGGUGGGAAACGUCGUACAGAACUCGAAGAUCUUACUCCAUCUUUACGAGAUGGUUUUGCUAAUGGUACACUCGAUCGACCUGGGCCACGUUUCCUCGAGCCAUUGUUCAACGGUGAACUCUCGGUCGUCGCAGCUUCUCAUUUAGGUUCACUUUUACGUGGCCGUCUUCUUCAAAGGCCAGUUGCCGAUGCCAGGGAUACCGCAGCACCGGUUUUAUUGAGAAGACUUACCGACGAUUCCCAAUAUCCAGCGCUUACAGCUUUGAUUUGGACCGCCGUUGAUCUCGAUUGCGCCCUUCAUUAUGAACUCGAAAUAGCUGGAUUGGAACAACCCAAUAUGAGCUCGAACGCCGAUCAAGAACCACGUACUUUCCGUUUGUAUUUGGAAACCAUGCCGCUUCUCGCUCAGGGUGCUCCAGUAGCAAGGAGACUCCUCGAGGAAUUCACAGGAAACGUUCUCGAGGGAUCCGUCACUGGACUCUCACCUGUAGAAUUAUACAGGAUCGAGUCUGGCAUUGGCUUUCUCGAAGUGACGGACAAACAAGCGGGCAGUUUACUGAAGGCACCAUUUAAGGCCAGGGCACCUCUCAGUUGUCUGCCCCAUUACGCCGACAACGACGUUGCCUCGGUCGUUGCUUACAAUCUUCAUCCGCCAAGAUCGGAAAUCGAAACUGGCGCUUGUUUUCAUGAGACCAGAUUCUACGAGGAGGGUACUCAAUGGACAUCCGCCAACGAUCCGUGCUCCAUGUGUCACUGUUAUCGUGGAUUGGCUCAAUGCGAUCCGGUACCUUGUCCAGUCCUUGCCUGUUCUCAGGGCAAACAGCUUAAACCAGCGGCAGGGCAUUGCUGUCCUAUCUGCUCGGUUACAGCGACGAAUGGUACUACUACUACCAUUACUACUACCACUAUCACGGGCAAGAGCAACGUCACUUACGUAGGAAGAAGUUGCAUACUAGCUGGUCAAUAUCAUCCAGCUGGAGCGUCAUGGCAUCCUUAUCUACCACCGGUUGGAUUCGACACUUGUGCCGUUUGCACCUGCGACGCUGUCACGUUGGAGGUGAAAUGCCCGAGAGUGCAGUGUCCGCCAUUGGAUUGCGACGAGAAGAUCGCCUUUAGGCCUGACAAAAAGGCAUGCUGUAGGCAAUGUCCUAGCACGACACCAAGUUCGGCCAACGGAUUGAACGGCAAUUCGGAUGGUAUGAGUUUGCCACGCGAUCAGGCGGCACCCUCGACCCGUCGUUCACCCGAAGAAAUUUUAGCAACUGGUGGUUGCAAGUAUCCCCUUGGUGGGCCAUACGAGAACGGCAUGGAAUGGCAUCCAAGAGUUCACUCUCAUGGGGAAAUGAAAUGCGUUAAGUGUCGAUGCAAGAAUGCCGAGGUCAGGUGCGAAAGGAAACGCUGUCCAAGAUCUCUCUGCAACUCGAUAGCGCAUCAGAUAAAACGUGGCGACUACACCGUGGCAGACGCCGACGAUUGUUGUACGGCACAAUGCCGUCGUUCGAGACGUCAUCAUCAUCGUAACAACAAUCAUCAUCCCCCGAGGCAUUCGGUCUCCCCAAGAGAAUUGAGCUGAGUACUGCGAGAGGACAGAAUCUUCUUUUCUUCAAAUCAGGGGUGGGGAGACGGGCGGGGUGGGGGGAGGAAGAAGCGAGUUCUUUUUUUCUUUCUUUCUUUUUCUUUUUUUUUUCUCCCUUUUCUUUUUUUUUUUGCUCCUCGAUAAAAGAAAAAGAAAAGCCGAGUGACUCGUUUGUGUUUCUUGUUGCUCUUAUACAGAGAAAGAACUAUUAUUAUUCUACUUUUGCCGCAGCACUGUUACGUAUAAUAUUUUUAAUGUUUAACGUACAUAUAUAUAUACUCAUAUACAUAUAUGUAUAUAUAUAUAUAUUUGUCCUAAUCCUCGUUAACCGAGGACCAAUCUAAUGGAAUUCGGAAAAGUAGAGAACGAGGAAAGGGGAAAAAAAGGGUAUAGGGUCGAGAGUAUAUCGAUUCUUACUGGGUAUUUAACACGAUGGGAAUGAAUGGAGAGAGAAAAGUUCAUGAACACCCAACGAAAGAAAAAGCGAGGAGACUCUCUCUUUCUCUGUCUCUAUCUAUCUCUUUCUCUCUCUCUUUCUGCCUCUCCCUUUCUCUCUCUCCCUCUCUCUCUCUCUCUCUCUCCCGUGGUCUUCGUUCUCGCAAUCGUUCAUACGUCGAACCGGACCCCAUGGCACCCAGAAGCCCGCAGCCAGACGUUUUAUUAAUCAAUUGGCUCUCAUCAAGAGAUAAACGAAACGGAAGCUAAACUGCUCUCUAUUUACGAGCUACUAUACGGUACGGCAACUUUUCGAACACAAAAAAAAGAAAAAAGAGAUGAAGGAAUAAAAAUUAAAGGGGGAGAAAAAAAAGAAGAGAAACUGACAAUGACGACGGUGACGACGUGGACAACGAGGACGACAACGAUGACGAAGACAAUGAUGACGACGAUGACAGGAUAGGAUGAAUGAUGAUGAGAGGGGGAGAUGAAACUUUAGUCGUAACGGUAUCGCAGUGCUCUACUGUACCCACCAACCUCAUCGAGUUACCCAGCAACCAAAGAAGACUGAAGAACCUCCGAUGGCGACAUCAGUUAUCAUAAUGCGAUAUCACUUGCUUCAUAAUCUUACUAAUUAUUUCAGCUUAUUAUUAUUAUUAUUAUUAUUAUUAUUAUUAUUAUUAUUAUUAUUAUUAUUUUUAUUAUUAUUAUUAUUAUUAUUAUUAAUAUUGAUAUUAUUAUUAUUAUUUUUAUUAUUAUUAUUAUUAUUAUUAUUAUUAUUAUUAUUAUUAUUAUUAUUAUUACUACUACUUACUACUACUACUACUAUUACUACUACUAUUACUACUAUUAUAACUACUAUUAGAUGUAUUGUUGCUAUUGUCGCUAUUAGUACGAGCUAUUGCGGUAAAAUUUAUUUCUUAGAACCGCAGAUAGAUAACGUUACCUAUACCAUUGUAAAUAUCGGAUUAUCGUUCCAUCCAACAUUAAUUAUCUCUCAUUCAUUGCUUACAAUUCUUCGUUUUGGCAAUGCCAAACAAUUUCAUAUAGUUCUAUCCUUAUUUUUGUGUAAUCGCUUUUCUUUAACAAUUGCGUAUUUAUUAUCGUUUCUCUUAGCUCUCUCUUUCUCUCUCUUUUUAUUUCUCUAUCUAUCUAUCUAAUCUGUCUAAUCUAUCUAUCUAUCUUGCUGAUGAGUUUUAAUAGAAAAUUUAGUUUCGCUAUUUAAUCCGAAAAACGAAACAUUCGCAAAGAAAUGUUUCGUAGUAUUCUAACGUCAUGAAAAGCUUAGUAGACCGCUUGACAAGGUGAACGCUAUUAGCACUACUUCCCUCCUCCCAUCUCCCAUCUCCUCCUCCCACCCUGAACAACCCCAAAAUGCAAUAAACGUAAUACACUUAUUGUUAAAGAGGUUGGAGUCGCGGUACGUGAUCAGUGCUGGUCUGUUGUUAAUUUAAAAAGAAAAAAAGAAAGGGAAAAAACAUAAAGAGAAAAGGACAAAAAAUAAAAGAGAAAAAAAAUUAACACGCACAAAAAAGAAAGAGAGAAAGAAAGAAAGAAAAAAAGAAAGAAAGAAGUUACGGAAGAGAGAGGGUUGAAAAAAAAAGUAGAAGAAGAAAAGAAACUGUUCGGUGUCGGUUGGUUAUCUAGUAUUUUUUUUUUUUUUUUUUGGUAAGCGUGCGCUUGAAUCGUCACAUCUUUUCCAAUGAUGAACGACGAAUCUGUAAAAGUUGUAUCUAAACGUAAAAUGUUUGAUUGACGUAAGUAAAUAAAUUAGUAAGUAAUUAAGUAAGUAAGUAAGUAAAAGCAGACGGAAGGAGUAACAAUAAAACGAAUGAACGACGGAGAGAGGGGGAAAAAAAGAGAAAAAAAAAAUAGAGGAAUAAAGAAACGAGAAAAAAAAAUGGAGGCUCGUACUACGUUGUCGCGGCAGCUGGCAGGCCUGGUUGCUUUUUCGAAAAAAAAGAAGAAGAAGAAAAAAGAAAAAAGGCAACGAUUCCUUCCCGUCGUCCAUAAAUCAAAUCGGGGAGCACAAAUUUCUUCUACGGUGUUUCCUUUUCUUUUCUUUUCUUUUUUUUUGGUUUUUUAUUUUUGAUUUUUGAUCCUUUCUUUCUUUCUUUCUUUCUUUCUUUCUUUCUUUCUUCUUCGAACGUCGUAAUAAUUUUGCUCGUUGGAAUAUUUUGUUAAUGACGGAAAAUAUUUCUUUCUUUUCUUUAAUUUCUUUCUUUAACAUGCACACACACACACACAUACAUAAACAUACAAACUUAACAUAUAUACAUAUUUUCUACGGAAAGCGUUGAUCCGCUAUUUACCGUUCGUGCCUUUUAAUUAAUUAAUUAAUUAAUUAUGUGCAUGCAUUAGUCCGAUACCAUUAACUAUAGUAUUAGGAUAUAGGAUUUUACUUAUGAUUAUCACGGACAGUCUGUUGAUUGUUGACAAUUUUGUACAUAAAACGUAGAUGAAAAAGCAGAAGAAGAAGAAGAAGAAGAAGAAGAAGAAGAAGAAGAAGAAGAAGAAGAAGAAAGAGAAGAAGUAGAAGAUGGAGUGGAAAAAAAAAGAAGGAAAUAAACGAACGUAUAUAAUGUGUAACGAAAUUAUGCAUCUAUCGGUAUGCUAAUGAACGAUCGAUUAUUAUUAUUAAUUAUUAUUAUUAUUAUUAUUAUUAUUAUUAUUAUUAUUAUUAAUAUUAUUUAUACAGCUCGAUAGUUUAUAAUAUAUCCUCAUCGAACCCGCGAUAUACGGGAUUUGAUGUAACAAGUUAUCAUUUGUAAUUAUAGUUAUUAUUAUUAAUGUCAUUAUUAUUUAAAGUCAUCACCACUUACGUAUGCAUGUUAUCGAUCUUUAUCUAAUUUUCUUUUCUUUUCUUUUCUUUUUUUCUUUUCUUUCAUUUUUUUUUCUUUCUUGUAGACUUUAGUUUUACAAAAUCUUUUGAGUUAAAUCAAAUGGCAAUGCUUUUUAGACAAUCAAAUCGAUCAGAUCUUAUAAUGAUUAGGAUCAAUUUCUAAAAUCAUUGAUUAUUCUACGAAUCGAAAAUCUUUGAGAUAUUAUUUAAUAAUCGUUAUUCAGUAGGACGUAAAAAUUCCUUUUGAUCGUACUUUUGUUAAAACUAUGGAUAUUGUAUUGUGCCAAAAACAAUUGAUAAUUAAUUAAUUAAUUAAUUAGUUAAUUAUCGAUUUAUCAUCAUUACCUAAUUUAGACUUAUUGCCAUUAUCUCUAACUCCUAAUUGUAAUUUCAUUAUCAAUGUAUCACAUACAUUCAGAUUAUUAUCUUUCUUGUUACGCCGAAAGUGAAAUAACGUACCUAACUGUUGACACUGCUAAUUAAUACAAUGAAGCUUAAAAUAGCGAAAGAAAAUGUAUGCCGAUUGCAGUAUUUUCAUUAAUAAAAUAAAUUUACUCCA